Arabidopsis lyrata subsp. lyrata is the source of this 977-nucleotide messenger RNA. RefSeq names its product lamin-like protein. Gene Ontology annotation, molecular function: electron transfer activity. Gene Ontology annotation, cellular component: plasma membrane. Lineage: Eukaryota; Viridiplantae; Streptophyta; Magnoliopsida; Brassicales; Brassicaceae. The transcript is spliced from 2 exons. The coding region runs from base 138 to 659 and encodes 173 amino acids. The record is from RefSeq and is a predicted model, not a curated record.
UCUUUUCCCUGAAAAAGAGACAUUUUUAUCUCUCAGAUUUAACUUCGAUAAACCCAUCAAUAUCGGCUAUUUCUAGAGCCAGAAGAGAAAGAGUCAGAAAAAGACGACGACUCAUCCUUUUUCUAGAGUACUGAUCGAUGGCGAGACUUGCGGUUUUGGUUGCGGCGGCGGUGCUUGCUUUUCUGACGGCGACGGAGGUGGCUGCGAAGAAGUGGACGGUGGGCGAUAACAAGUUCUGGAAUCCUAAUAUCAACUAUACCAUUUGGGCUCAGGACAAACAUUUCUACCUCGACGAUUGGCUCUAUUUUGUGUAUGAGAGAAACCAAUACAACGUCAUAGAAGUGAACGAAACCAACUACAUAAGCUGCAAUCCCAAUAACCCGAUCGCUAAUUGGAGUCGUGGAGCUGGAAGGGACUUGGUUCAUCUUAAUGUGACAAGGCAUUACUAUCUGAUUAGUGGUAAUGGUGGUGGAUGUUACGGCGGUAUGAAGCUCGCUGUUUUAGUUGAGAAACCGCCUCCUCCACCAGCUGCAGCACCUAUCAAGAACAGUGCAACAAGAACCUUUACCCUCUCGGGUUUUGCAAGUCAGUUUGUUAUUCCGGUAGCUGUUUUCGCAGCGGUUGGGACAAUGGGGGACGCGGUACUAAGGAUGUGGUAAUAUGUCUUGAUUUCUUUUAAAGAGAAACGAUUUAUAUCUUUGCAAAGUGAAGCUCUAUUAUAGUUUUAGUAGUACUCUUUUAUGUAUUGUUCUUUCUUGGAUCCUUUUAGUCAUUCUUUUUUUUUGGUAGGAUCCUUUUAGUCAUUCUACUCUGGGGUGUGUGUGUGUCUUUGGAGAUUGUUCAUGCUUUUGCUUUUGUUGGAGGGAAAAAUCAAUUGUUGAAUAAAAAAUUGUAAUUUAAUUGUUUGAACAAUCUUUUAAAACUUUAUUGGGCCUACGUAUUGGGCUUCGAUUUGUAUGUUAGAGAUCCUUUUUCAA